ACACUGACCCGCCUUCUGCCCUUCAGCCCCUCUCAAUGGCCAGGAUCCGCUCCUCCCAGACCUGCUCGGUCCUCUGCUCGGCAACAACACCUUCGACUAUGUCAUCGUCGGUGCCGGUACCUCCGGCAUGACCCUCGCUGCCCGCUUGAGUGAGGAUCCAGACAUCAAGGUCGCUGUCAUCGAGGCCGGCAUCGACUACGCUGCUGGCCCCUUGCCCGUCGUCAACCAGGAGCUAGUCAACAUUCCUGGAGCAGACACAGUAGGCUGCGGUGGCGGGGACAUUGACGCUGCAAUUCAGAGCGCUAUUGAUUGGGGCUACAGGACGGUGCCCCAGCAGGGUGCGGCCAACCGCGAAGUACACUACGCACGAGGCAAGACUUUGGGAGGCACCUCUACGAGGAACUUUAUGCUCAAUCAGUUCCCUACGAGGGGUAGCUUGGCCAAGUGGGUGGCUCUCACUGGUGACCCUUCCUGGUCAUUCGAGGCUCGCCAGCCUGACUACAAGCGCGUCUUUGACUUUACGCCGCCCAAGCAUGAGCUGCGCCAGGAGAUUCCAGAGGCUCAGUACAAUCCGAAUGACUGGGGAUCUGACUCGCCCUUGAUCCACGCGUCGUACGCAAACACGCCUUCGAACUUCUCGCACUUCAUGCAGCAGAGUGUGAAUCAGAAGGGCAUCAGGACGACCAGGUCAUUCAACGGUGGCAGCCUCCUCGGCGUGCAAUACUGCCCGACCACGAUCAAUCCCAACGGUGGCAUCCGCUCCACCUCUCGCGACGCCUACGUCGUAGCCUCGAAGCGUCCCAACCUGACCAUCUACACUGGCGCCCUUGCUAAGCGCAUUGUGCUCAGCAACGACACGACUCCUCGCGCCCGCGGCGUCUUGUUCAGCUCCAGUGCCAUCCUUGCGGACAAGCUCACGCUAUUCGGAGUGCACGCCACGCGCGAGGUCAUUGUCAGCGGUGGAGCCUUCAACAGCCCUCAGCUCUUGAUGGUUUCCGGCAUUGGCCCCCGUGACCAGCUCACAGCCCAGGGUAUCCCUGUCAUCGUGGAGAACAAGAAUGUCGGCCAAGGAAUGGAGGACCACGUCUUCGUUGGACCCACAUUCAAGGUGAACCCAGCCACCAACACCCUAACCGACUUGGCGGCCAAUCCCGUCUAUCUCGCCGCUCAAUUUGCCAACUUCUCGACCAAUCAGCUCGGCCUCCUCACCAACCCCGUCGCCGACCUGCUGGCUUGGGAGCGCAUUCCCCCCGCAACGGCUGCUGCUAUUGGCGCCGGCAUCCUCAACACGUACCCUUCAGACUGGCCACACAUCGAGCACUUCAGCGGGGCUGGCUUCGUAGGCAACUUCCAGGGCCUUUUCCAGGACAAUCUCGCUCGUGGCGCUGAUGGCUCUCGAUUUGCUACCAUUCUCGCAGCUAUCGUGGCCCCUCGCUCGAGGGGAACUGUGACGCUGAACUCGGCCGACACGGGUGACCUGCCCAACAUUGACCCCAAGUGGCUCGUCGACCCUGUGGACCAGGCGGCGGCCGUGUACGGUUUCAAGCGUGCCCGCGAAUUCUUCAGCGCUCAAGCUAUGCAGCCUGUACUCGCAGACAAGAACGAGUACUAUCCGGGCGCUGCCGUGAGUACGGAUGCCCAGAUUCUCCAACACGUCAAGGAGAAUCUCAUGACCGUCUGGCACGCCUCGUGCACGUGUAAGAUGGCGACGCGAGAUCAAGGAGGCGUUCUGGACAGCAAGCUCCAGGUGUACGGCACGCAGGGGCUGCGAGUUAUCGACGCCUCGAGCUUCCCGAUGCUGCCACCUGGCCACCCUCAGUCGACUUGCUACAUGUUGGCUGAGAGGGGGGCGACGCUGAUCAAGCAGGCGCGGGUAGGGCGGAGUGUCGCUGAUGCGAUCAAGGGUGCUGCUGCUGCUGUUCUUAGCAAGCGCAAGGAGGAGCAGAGGCUUUGAAGGCGGUGUUGAUGAUGAUGAUUGUUCUGCUGUCUCUAUGUUUCGUCUCUUGUUGUUACCAUCGUUGUUUCGUGAAUCGCAGCUACACG
Jaminaea rosea is the source of this 2043-nucleotide messenger RNA. RefSeq names its product alcohol oxidase. The record is from RefSeq and is a predicted model, not a curated record. Bases 128 to 1954 code for a protein of 608 amino acids. NCBI's taxonomy places the organism in Eukaryota, Fungi, Basidiomycota, Exobasidiomycetes, Microstromatales. The transcript is spliced from 2 exons. Gene Ontology annotation, molecular function: oxidoreductase activity, acting on CH-OH group of donors; flavin adenine dinucleotide binding. Gene Ontology annotation, biological process: secondary metabolite biosynthetic process.